CAUCCGAAACCACGCUAAUCCUCAUCACCGGACACCAGAGUUGAUUUGCAGGAAUCCUCAUAGAUUGGAAAAUGAUCAGCCGUGGUAGAUCUUUUUUUACCGGAGACUAAAAGGUGGACACGCUGCCAGGCAUGACCUGAGACCGUCUGACAUUCUCCAUCAACAUGGGCAACCAGGAGGCGAAGCAAAGAAGAGCUCCAGCCGCUGGUAAUGGAAGCUACCCUUCAUUAGAAGAUGGACCGGGCGAGGGAAGAGGGGACACCACAAAGAGUGGUGGUAAGAAACACCACAGUAAGAAUGGCAUUAAAGGCACAGGGGCAGGAGGGAAGAUGCACGGUACAGCGCCAGACAGGAAAAAAAACAAACACGAGGCCAAGUCGUCUGUUUUCUCUAUCCGGAAAAGAAAGGCUCAUUCGAAAGGGAAAGGAAAUGCGUGCUCUUCAUUAACAGGCUCAAGUGAGGAUGUGCUUGCGUCUCAACAUGACGAAUCGGCCAGGAAUAAAACGCCUGAUCUGUCUGCGGAUGAAGUGGGGCAGUCAGACAUUGAAGCAGAGUUGCCAGACGGCAAGAAGAAACAACAAGGAGAAACCAAUGGAGAACCGAAGCCUCAUAAAGCAUCAGUCGCAGCAUCAGCAGCUUCUCCCUCACAAGAAAAAGAGCAGAAGGCAGGGAGUUCCGGUUCUGAUACUGACAUUUACAGUUUCCACUCAGCAGCAGAUCAGGAUGAUUUGCUUGCAGACAUCCAGCUUGCUAUCAGACUCCAACACCACCAUGGAGUACUUAAAUCGGUUGCUCAGGAAAACGUGCAGCAUGAAAGUAAUAUUAGUUGCGAAGGAGAGGGGAGGAGAAUGUCCAAUGCUGAAACACUUGAAUUAGAGCUUGGGUCCGAUGCGCUUUCUUUUCUAGAGGACGGAACUGAGCAAGCAGCGGGAUUACACACCCUCACUGACGUACCCAAAAGAAAAAUACAUGAGGAGAUGGAGGAGCAUCACGAUAUGAAUGGGAAUGGAAAGGAGAAAAAGUCCUCUGUUGGUGGUAUGACAAAAGACCAGCACGCCUGUCUGCAGCAGUCCCCUCCCACAGUCAUCGCCAUAGCUACACUCCACCCAGUUACCACGGCAACUAGCAGUAGCAGCCUCCCCGAUCCUACGCUGGACAGCACAAGUCAAGGCCCGACAGAGCAGCAGGAAACAGGAGGUGAAAAUAAUGAUGAGUUGUGGGAGACUCUUCCUGAUCACAUUCUUGUAGACAGCCCCGACACAAGCAGACAUGCCAUGGAAAGGAUGAGUUCUGGGACACCAUUUGAAGAAGGUGAGAACGACUUUGGCAUGGGUGCAUUUGAGGAAAGCUUGAGUACUUUGUUGGAACGGUGCCAUGAUGCUUCCCCCUCCAGUAAACAGAGCAGGAGAAGCAGUGUUUGCCUUACACCUUCCCAAGGGAGCCCCACAUUGGCCAAACACAUUCUCAGGUCCAACUACUCCUCUUCAAACCCUGUGGUGAAACCUUACCCUCCCAUCUUCCCUUCCUACAUUAAGACCACCACCAGACAACUCAGCUCCCCAGGACACUCACCAGCUCUGUCCCUAUCCCCCAGCCCCAUGUCUCCACAAAGAAGCCAUCAUCACUUGCAAAGGAUGAUGGGGGGCAGUCACCAGGUUCCAAGGCAGCGCUCCCAAAGCAUUACUGGGCCUCUGAGUCGCUCGGCUGACUGGACAGAGGAGCUUGAGAAGAGAAUGAGAUGCAGGGAAGCAAAUGGUGUGGGGUCUGUGGAUUUUGAGGAAUUCAGCCACAGGAGUGGAGGAAGUCAACCAAUUUGUGCAACAAGGAGAUCUUCCUCUGGACAGGUUUCUUCUUGCAGUUGCCAAGAUGUCUUCACAGGUAGAACCCUCCUGGAGAAACUCUUCAUGCAACAGCAGCAAGAGGAGCCACAGGAAGCUGAGAGGCUCUGCUCCAGAAUCUUAGCCAUGGGUCUUCUUCUGCCUUUUACUGAUUGCUUCAGACAGCAGCUUGAAGGCAGUACUGCACACAUCACCUGUACUGGAGCAACCAAGUUUGAUCAUGACCGGCUGUAUAAAUGGGCAGCUGUUAACCAGCCGCCCGUUUCCCUUGACCAUCUUGAAGGGAGGCUACCAGGUAACCCCAAAGACUCUUGGCUGUUAGCCAGGCCAAGUGGAAACCAGACAGGAGUCCGAUCCACAAAUCCAGAAAAUCCUACAGGAUUGGGUUUGAGGCAGCAACAAAACGACAGCCAACAAUGCCAGGAUGAUGUUUUACUAAAAACAGUAAAACUUAAGGAAAAACAUGUGAGUGUUAUCCAACAGCUGGAGGAAACCAUUGAAGACCUCAGGACCAAGAUUGCAGAGUUGGAGCGGCAGCCUCCUCUUCAGGACACAGACCUAAAACCUACUCACACAGACAAGGAAUGUGGAGGAGACGAAUGUCUUUUUAGGGCUGUUUGUGAUGCUCACCUUCAGACUGAAGCAGCUCAGGCUCUGGGCUGUGCAGAGGCUAAAUCAGUGCAAACAUCACCGAUGGGUGACAGUUUAAAAUUUAAAGUGCCUUAUAUUGAACCCAGGGGAGUAAAUGGCUUCCUUCAGUUCCCAAUCAAACAAUGUUCAUGUCAGGAGCAACCCCAACGUUUACCAGAUGGGACACCUCUAUCUUUACCAGAACAAUCAACACUAGUAGGGUCAAUACCAGCCCCACCCCCGCCUCCUCCUCUUCCUGAUGGACCUGCUCCACCCCCACCGCCUCCUCUUCCUGGUGGUAUUGCUCCACACGCGCCACCUCCUCCUCCUGUUGGACCCACUCCACCCCCACCGCCUCCUCUUCCUGGUGGUCCUGCUCCACCCCCACCGCCUCCUCUUCCUGGUGGGGUUGCUCCACCCCCACCGCCUCCUCUUCCUGGUGGGGUUGCUCCACCUCCACCUCCUCCUCUCCCUGGUACUGGUAUUCCACCCCUUCCCCCUCCUCCGCUCCCCGGUGUAACUGGUGCACAUCCACUACUUGGUUGUGGGCCGCCCCCACCCCCUCCUCCUCCGGGAGCAACCUGGGUUCCUCCAGCCCUUCCAGGAGUUUGGGGGUCCCUGCCUCCUCCUCUGCCGUUGGAGCUGUAUACUCUGGGCCUUACUCAAGAGAAGCCACCCAAAAAAGCAGUAGUGGAGCCUCCCAGACCCAUGAAGCCACUGUAUUGGACCAGAAUACAGCUACACACAAAAAAGGAAAUAUCUACUGUGUCCGUGUGGGAGAAAAUAGAAGAGCCUGAUGUAGACUUCGAGGAAUUUGUGGAGUUGUUUUCCAAAACAGCCGUCAAGGAGAAGAAGCAGCCACUUUCCGACACAAUCACUAAGUCCAAGGCCAAACAGGUUGUAAAGCUCCUAAGCAACAAACGAUCUCAGGCUGUGGGAAUCCUGAUGUCUUCACUUCACCUUGAUAUGAAAGAUAUCCAACAUGCCAUCUUGAAUUUGGACAACACAAUAGUUGACUUGGAGACCCUGCAGGCACUGUAUGAAAAUAGGGCUCUGCCAGAGGAGCUGGACAAGAUUGAAAAGCAUGUGAAAUCCACAAAAGACAAGCAGAAUGCUAAACCUCUGGACAAACCUGAACAGUUUCUUUACCAGCUCUCUUUGAUUGCCAACUUUUCCGGACGAGUUUUUUGUAUUCUUUUCCAGUCGAGCUUUUGUGAGUGCACGUCAUCCAUAAUGAAGAAACUGGAUAUAUUGCAGCGGGUAUGUCAGGUGUUGCAGGAGAGUGAAAAGGUGAAACAGGUCCUAGGUCUAGUCCUGGCUUUUGGAAACUUCAUGAACGGAGGAAAUCGCACAAGAGGCCAAGCUGAUGGUUUCACCCUGGACAUUCUUCCUAAACUCAAAGAUGUCAAAAGCAGCGACAGCAUGAAAAGUCUUCUGUCGUACAUAGUUACAUACUACCUGAGGAACUUUGAUGAGGAUGCUGGAAAGGAGACAUGUGUUUACCCUCUCCCUGAGCCCCAUGAUUUGUUCCAGACUUCGCAAAUGAAGUUUGAAGACUUUCAGAAAGACUUGACUCGACUCAGAAAAGACCUCAAAGCAUGUACCUCAGAGGUGGACCGAGUGUGCAAAGCUUCAACUGAUGAUAACCUGCAGCCUUUCAAGGUCAAGAUGGAAGAUUUUCUUUCACAAGCUAAACUUGAACUUGAAACAUUUGAAACUCAUCUGAGCAGCACACACACACUGUUCCUGGAGCUCACAGUGCUCUAUUCAGUCAAAGCAAAGGGCGGAGAGAAGGAAGUUUCACCAAACACUGUUUUCUCCGUCUGGUAUGAGUUUUCUUCUGACUUCAAGGACAUGUGGAAGAAGGAGAACAAAACUAUCCUUAAGGAGAGGUUAAAAGUAGCAGAGGAGUGUUUCCGCCAGGUCAAAGAGAAGGCUUCCUACAGUGUUAAACCCAAACAUGCCACAGGAAUCAAAGCCAAGCUUGGCAUGAAGAUAUGACUUUGAAAGAGCAUUCAGGUUCGUAGUCGGUUCAGAGAUGAACGUGCUGAUAUUACGAAUAUUGUACGAUUCACUCAUGUUUUUUUCUCUGCCGGCUGAAAAUGAUCAUGAAGAGUUUAUAUUUAAAUGCUAGUAACUUGUGUUCUAGUUAUUCAGCAUCAGCGAAUCACGCAAACACAAGAUAAACGACACUUCACGAGUCACAAGUUGGAGGAGCAACGAUCUGAAUUUGAAUUGAGUUCUUCUGGAUGACCUUGAAGAGAGACUCGGAAAAUGCAAAUAGAAUGUUGUUUGAAUAUUUUUUUUGAAUUGUGAAAUACUAAUAUGUAUUAAAGAUGAGAGUGGCCUUCAUUCUCCAACAGAAAA
Messenger RNA from Nerophis lumbriciformis (worm pipefish), 4835 nucleotides. RefSeq names its product formin 2b (gene fmn2b). Gene Ontology annotation, biological process: cortical actin cytoskeleton organization; actin nucleation. Gene Ontology annotation, molecular function: microtubule binding; actin filament binding. Gene Ontology annotation, cellular component: actin filament; cytoplasm; cytoskeleton. The record is from RefSeq and is a predicted model, not a curated record. NCBI's taxonomy places the organism in Eukaryota, Metazoa, Chordata, Actinopteri, Syngnathiformes, Syngnathidae.